CUCUCUCCACAGAGCGCUCCAGCUUCGAGAGCCCCCUUGUGAAACGUAGCCAGCGCUCCGACCCCGCACCUCCGGAAGAAUCUCCGUCUUUUUUUUGUCCCAGUCGGAGAUCUUUUUUCUAAUCUUUUUUAAACGCACAAACGCUCCCGACGCACACUCACACACGCACACGUCCCCCCCCAGCGAGGCCCCAGAGGAGCCCCCCCCCCCCCCCAGAGGAUGCUGGAGGUGCAGGAGGAGCGGCCAGCGGCGGCCGGGGCGGCGGCGACACACUUCAACAAGAAGGAGCGGGGGAAGAAGGAGCGGGAGGACGCCAAGGACGGGCGGGGGGGCCCGGGCGGGGGCGGGGGGCCCGGCGCCGGGCCCCGGAACGUGCGGGCCAAGGCGCCGCUGUCGCACGCCGGCAGCCCCCACCAGCUGAUCACCCCCCCCUGCUCGGUGGUGCUCGGAGCGCCGUCCAUGCACGCCAGCCGGCUGAAGAACUCCCCCACCGCCAACACGCAGAGCCCUAAACCCAAGACGGAGGCCAUGGUGCGCUCCCCCCCUGUCAUGUCCCCCUCCACUGCCGGCCAGAUGGACUCUAAACCGCCCAACCAGGGGAAGCCAGGAAGUGUGGGCGGCCAAUCGCAGCCCUCCCCCUCGGACCCAAAGUCCCUGGGGGCCAAGGGGGCCGGGGGCAUGGGGAUGAAGAACGGCCAGGGCCUGACCUCCGGCCCCGGCUCCAAGGUCAAGGUGAAGCGGGAAAGAAGCACGUCGGUGGAGUCGUACGAGCUGCCGGAGACGGGAACGCCCACCGGAGAGGAGAAGGACAGCAGCAGGGUGAAGCGUAUGUGCGUGGCGGAGAGGCGGCAGCCGUACAGCGGGGCGGACUGGUGCUCCGGGGGGGAGAGCGACGAGGACGACAAAGGCUUCUUCAACUGUAACUCUGGCGACGUGAAGCCACAGGACGCCAUCUCCCACUCGACCUCCAACGCCGGGCUCAGCCGCGCCUCCACACCUUCCCACAAUGCACUGGGGGGUCAGGUCUCCGUGACGGAGCCCAGCAGCGGCCAGAAGGCGGGGUCAAAGGUCGUCUACGUCUUCACCACCGAGAUGGCCAACAAGGCGGCCGAUGCGGUUCUGACCGGUCACACAGAAAACAUCAUCAGCUUCCACAUGAAGAACAUCUCCAACAACAAGGAGAAGGCCCACCUCCUCCUGAACAACGCCCUCCGGAAUGAGUCCAAGCCCCCGGGGCAGCCCCAGUCCCACCAGGACCCCCCCCACCAGCCCGGACCCAAGCCCGGCAUGACGGACUCCGGCCCGCCCCAGACCUCCAACCAGGGGGCCCAGUCCGGGGUCCAGCCCCAGGAGGGCUCCUCCUCGGGGGGCAUGGAGCCUAAGCACCUCCCCGGCAACAGCCCCGGUCACCCCUCGGCCCCCGGCGACCAGCCCCCCGGGGGCCAGCCGGAGGGCGGCGGGGGCCACGGCGGCCCCCAGCAGGGCGACGGGGGGCCGGCGGCGGGGGGCCAGGGCAGCGCGGGCCUGACCCCCCAGCAGCAGCAGCAGCAGCAGCAGCUGGCCCAGGAGCUGCUGAACAUGGAGGCCAACACGGACGGGCUGUCCCAGGAGCAGCUGGAGCACCGGCAGCGCUCGCUGCAGACGCUGCGCGACAUCCAGCGCAUGCUGUUCCCCGACGACCGCGACGCCCCGCCGCCCGGGCCCCCGCAGUGCCACGGGGGCCCCCACGAGGGCGGCCCCGACGGCGGGCCCCGCCGGCCGGAGCAGGGCCCGCUGCAGGCCAUGAUGGCCCAGUCCCAGAGCCUGGGGCCCCCUGGCGGGCCCCGGCCCCAGGGCCCGCCCUUCGGACCGCCGCACGGCCCCCGGGAGAUGCCGCCCUUCCCGCAGGACGACAUGGGCCCCCACAUGGGGGGCCCGGGCGGCUGCGGGGACGGGGACCAGAUGACCCCGGAGCAGGUGGCCUGGCUGAAGCUGCAGCAGGAGUUCUACGAGGAGAAGAAGAGGAAGCAGGAGAUGCAGCACCGCCCGCUGCCGCCCGACAUGAUGAUGCACCCCCACGGCCCCCGGGCCAUGAUGCGCGGGCCCCCGCCGCCCUACCAGAUGGGCCCCGGGGAGAUGUGGGGGGGCCCCGGGGGGCCCCCGGAGCACUACCAGGAGCGCAUGGGCCCCGGGCCCCGCGGCAUGCCCCAGCACAUGCAGCGCAUGCCGGGCUUCCAGGGCAUGAUGAACCCGGACAUGGACGGGCCCCCGCGGCCCGGCAUGGGCUGGCCCGACGACAUGCCCCCCCGCAUGGGGGACCCCAGGAUGGGGGACCCCAGGGGCUUCCCCGGGGGCCCCGGAGGGAUGUUCGGGGGCCCCGGGGGACGGGGCGAGCGCUUCCCCAACCCCCAGGCGGUGCAGGAGGCCAUGUUCCACCAGGGGAUGGGCCCCGGCGGGGGGGGCCCCGGGGACAAGGGCCUCCCGCCCGGCAUGAUGAUGGACAUGCAGCGCAUGAUGGGUCACCAGCGAGGGGGCAUGGAGCCCGGGGCCAUGGGCAUGUUCCCCCGCAUGCCGGGGGACGGGCCCAUGAGCCCCUCCGCCCGGCUGCAGGGCAUGGGGGGCCGCGAGAUGGGGCCCGAGUUCGGCAUGGGCGGGGGCCCGGGGCCCCACAUGCACCCGUCCAAACUGCGCGGGGAGCCGCCCAUGAACAUGAGCCCCGACGAGAUGAUGAGGAUGAGGGCGGGCGGGGGGCCCCCCAUGGAGAACAUGGGCCCCCAGGGCCGGCCCAUGCAGGGGCCUCCGUUCCCGGACCAGGGCCAGCCGGGAGACUUCCCCAUGGGCCCGGGGCGGCCCUUCCCGGGGGGCCCCGGGGGCAUGAGGGGCCCCCACGGGGAGCAGGGUCCCUUCGGCCCCGAGCACCGGCCCGGGGGCCCCGCCAGCGGCAACGGGCGGCUGAACCACCUCCCCCCGGGGGGGGGGCCCGGGCCCGGCCAGAGGGGCCGCAAGCCGGCUGACCUCAACGUCCAGGCGGGGGGGGGCAACUCCCCCAGCAUCAACCCCCUCAAGUCCCCCCCCCUGCGGCAGGUCCAGUCCCCCAUGAUGGGCUCCCCCUCCGGGAACCUCAAGUCCCCCCAGACGGCGUCCCAGCUGGCCGGCAUGCUGUCCGGCCCCCCGGGGCCCAACGCCCCGCCCACGGGCGGCCCCCAGAGCUCGGGGCCCAUGAAGUCCCCCCACUCCAUGAUGGGCUCCGCCGGGGCCUCCCCGGUGCACAUGAGGUCCCCGUCUCUCCCCAACCCCUCCCCGGGGUGGGCCUCGUCUCCCAAGCCCCCCAUGCAGAGUCCGGGGGUCCCGCCGCAGGGGGGCAAGCCCCCCCUCAACAUCACCUCGCCCAACAUGAUGGGCAACAUGGAGCAAGGUGGCAACGGGCCCCCCUCCGCCCCCCCCUCAUCAGGGGCCCCCUCGGGCCCCAUGUCCCACCCGGGCAACGUGCCCUCGGGCAGCCCCUACACCAUCCCCCCCGAGCCCACGCUGUCCCAGAACCCGCUGUCCAUCAUGAUGUCCCGCAUGUCCAAGUUCGCCAUGCCGAGCUCCACGCCGCUGUACCACGACGCCAUCAAGACGGUGGCCAGCUCCGACGACGACUCGCCGCCCGCGCGCUCGCCCAACCUGCCCUCCAUGAACAACAACGGGAUGGGGAUGAACCAUCACCAGGGCAACCCUCGCAUGAUGGGCCCCAACAACUCGGGGCCCAUGCCGGCCCUCAGCCCGCUGGGCAUGACCCCUAUGGGCUCCCAGCCCCUGUCCCACGGGAUGGCCCCCCAGAUGCCCUCCCCCAACGCGGGCCCCAACAUGAUGCCCCACGGCAUGAUGGUGUCCCACGGCCAGGACCCCGGCAUGGGCCCCGGACAGAUGAUGGCGCAGGGCCGCAUGGGGUACCCCCACCGGGGCCAGGGCUACCCGCUGACCCAGUCCCCCUCCCAGCAGGGGCCCUUCUCCCCCCACAACGGCCCCGGGCCCCAGGGCUUCCCCGGCCACCCCAUGGGCUUCCAGGGCGAGGGCGGCCCCAUGGGGGGCCGCAUGGGCAACAUGUCCCACGGGGGCGACGGCGGCGGCAUGUGCAAGCCCAACCCGUCCGGGGGCCCCGAGUUCGGCGGGAUGCAGGGGGGCUUCAGCGACGCGGACCUCCACGAGGUGAUGCGGCCGGGGGCCUCGGGGAUCCCGGAGUUCGACCUGUCCCGGAUCAUCCCGUCGGAGAAGCCCAGCCAGACUCUGUCCUACUUCCCCCGGGGGGGGGGCGACCCGGGGGGCAAGCAGCCACACCCCUCCGGCUUCCCCAUGCAGGGCAUGAUGGGCGAGGGGCCCCCCAGGAUGGGCAUGCCCAUGCAGGGGAUGGGCGGCAUGCCGGGCCCCGGCGGGGGGAUGGGCCCCCAAGACAUGGCCAUGGGGAACCCGGGGGGCCACAACCCCAUGCGGCCCCCGGGGUUCAUGGGUCAGGGCAUGAUGGGCCCCCAGCACCGGAUGAUGUCGCCGGGGGGCCCCGGGGGCAUGAUGUCCCCCGGGGGGCCCGGCGGGAUGAUGCAGGGGAGGCAGAUGGCUCACCCGGGGCCCGGGGGCUCGCCCAACAUGAUGAUGUCGCUGCAGGGGAUGGGCGGGCCCCCGCAGCAGACGAUGAUGAUGGGCCAGAUGAGGCCCCGGGGCAUGGACAUGGACAUGGGCUUCAGCCCGGGGCCCGGCAUGUUCUGACCGCGCUCCGAGGACGUCCCGGGACGUUCCACAAGCAUGGAGGAGGGGGAGCGGUCGUGGGGGGGGGGGGGGGGGUGAGGGACUCUAGACCCUGGAGGAGCAGGUCCCGGCGCGUCCUGGGGGCCCCGGCUCCAGGGGCCACAGGG
Messenger RNA from Gadus macrocephalus (Pacific cod), 4868 nucleotides. RefSeq names its product BCL9 transcription coactivator (gene bcl9). Gene Ontology annotation, biological process: canonical Wnt signaling pathway; positive regulation of transcription by RNA polymerase II. Lineage: Eukaryota; Metazoa; Chordata; Actinopteri; Gadiformes; Gadidae. Gene Ontology annotation, molecular function: transcription coactivator activity; beta-catenin binding. Gene Ontology annotation, cellular component: beta-catenin-TCF complex. The record is from RefSeq and is a predicted model, not a curated record.